UCCCCAUGUAUCAUUAGACUCAUAUUCAAUCUAUCUAUACACUUUCUAUACUUAUCUUACGUUAUAAUAUCGUCUACUGUAAUACCACCAUGCCAGACAUCAAAAAGGUCAUUAUCAUCGGUGCCGGCCCUGCUGGCCUUAUCGCUGCUCUUCGUCUCCACCAAGCCAA
Aspergillus wentii DTO 134E9 is the source of this 169-nucleotide messenger RNA. RefSeq lists its product as uncharacterized. The transcript has 2 exons. The annotation marks the transcript as partial. The record is from RefSeq and is a predicted model, not a curated record. Lineage: Eukaryota; Fungi; Ascomycota; Eurotiomycetes; Eurotiales; Aspergillaceae.